Molecule: messenger RNA, 1552 nt
Organism: Culex quinquefasciatus (southern house mosquito)
Lineage: Eukaryota; Metazoa; Arthropoda; Insecta; Diptera; Culicidae
Product: zinc finger protein 816-like
Exons: 6
Coding region: 257-1402 (381 amino acids)
Biological process (GO): regulation of transcription by RNA polymerase II
Cellular component (GO): chromosome
Molecular function (GO): chromatin insulator sequence binding
Source: RefSeq, a predicted model, not a curated record
UUGAGCUUUAUACUCUUAUCAAAGCCAAGUAGUAAUUUUCGUAAAAAAUUGAGCUAAAAUUUACGUUUUCGUUUUUCGAAAGUGUACUUAAAAUACUCAUUCAAGAGUGAACUUUUCUCGAAUAAGAGUCAGUGUUUGGAAAUUUGUUAGCUUAUUUUGUAUCAAAUGUACAUUUUGGGAUGUUUCAGUUUUCAACGGUCUUACAUAUCUGCAUUGGAAACCUGUAAAAUAUAGGAGGACCUAAGUGGAUCACAACAUGUCUGAAGCAAAUUUAUCACAAAUAAUAAAAAGAGAACCAGUUGAAGAGAGUGCAGAGCAUUCAACAACAAUCAAGUUGGAAAAAGAAUUUCCGGAAAAUCCUCAAGUCAUUAAACCAACGACAACAACUUCCUUAUGCUUCAUGAAUGCGGACCAUACCAAGGUCAUUUUAGUCCCAGUAGUGGCCAUUCGUCGUCCCAAACAGGAACCGGAAAAAAUCGAAGUCACACAGUUUUCCAGCGAAACGAUAGUGAAAGAGGAGCUCAUUAUCGAGGACAUAAACGAAUCAGAAGACGCAUCGGAUGACUCGAGGAUUACUGAUGGGAGCAAAGAUCUGUUUUGUCAAGAAUGCGACAAAACCUUCAACUGCAGACGAUCGUACAACACCCACCGAUUGAGACACUCCAAUAUCAAAAACAUUAAGUACCCGUGCAGUUACUGUGAAAGACCCUUUGCCACGCGGCGCGAUCUCACUCGACACGUGCACAGAGUGCAUUUUCAGAGCAGCGCGCGGUCAGCCGUGGCCAACCGGAUCCGGAAAUGUCCGCUAUGUCCCACGUUGAGUGACACCAACGACAGCUACCGAAGCCAUCUGCUGACUCACGAGCGGCAGCUGCAGAGCAUGAUCCGUUGUGAAUAUUGCAGCAUGUGUUUCUUCGAGCAGGAUUCACUGCGGCAGCACGUUACGCUUGAGCAGUGCGAAAAGUUGCCCAAAUAUGACGUUGUGGAGGAGAAUGGUAUGUUUAAAUGCGGCGAGUGUAAUCAAGCGUUUUUACUGCGGCGAUUAUGCCAGCAGCACAUUAAGAGACAUUCGGCAAUUCGAAACAAAACGUUCGAAUGUGAUACCUGUGGAAAGCUGUACGGAACCAACUCGGAACUGCUGAGACACGCACGAUCCCAUGGUGGCGAGCCAACUGCAGGCAAACCGAAGCCAGUCACUCCCAGCGAAGCGGAAACAACCAACCUUUACCGGUGUUCCGAGUGCCCGAAGACGUUUCUGGACUUGGCCGGGUGUGAGCGGCACAUCCGGAGGCAUGAAAACGUAAGAAAUGGAACGUUCCAGUGUGGCGAGUGCGGCAAGUGUUACGGAAGGGACACGGAACUUCGCAAACAUAUACUGGCCCAUAGAAAAAAGCAGACAUAAAAUUCAGCCAGUUCCUUUUUUUUUAAAUAUGUCACUGCGCAAUUAUGGCUGCCAUAACAGUUCUGAUUGAUUAUCUAUAACUGAGUGAAAUCAUGAUAAAUAAUGAGUUUAAAUAAAUGUGUUUUUUUUCACAAAUAAUUCGGGCAAAAA